Messenger RNA from Acytostelium subglobosum LB1, 876 nucleotides. RefSeq lists its product as hypothetical. Gene Ontology annotation, molecular function: pyridoxal kinase activity. The annotation marks the transcript as partial. Gene Ontology annotation, cellular component: cytosol. Lineage: Eukaryota; Evosea; Eumycetozoa; Acytosteliales; Acytosteliaceae. Gene Ontology annotation, biological process: pyridoxal 5'-phosphate salvage. The record is from RefSeq and is a predicted model, not a curated record. The transcript is spliced from 3 exons.
AAUGUGUUGUCCAUUCAAUCAUGGGUAUGCCAUGGAUAUGUUGGAAAUAAGUGUGCAGUGUUGGCGUUACAACAGAUGGGUAUAGAGGUAGAUCCCAUAAACACUGUACAGUUAUCAAAUAAUACUGCGUACUCGGCAUUCAAGGGAGAAUCAUUGUCUGCCGCCAAGCUUCUGGAGAUCUUCCAGACGCUGACCACCAACCAUCUCUCAGACAACUAUACACACGUGCUAACAGGCUACAACAAUAACGCCGAGACACUAAGAGCUGUACUAUCAAUAGUUCGUACACUUAAGCAGGCCAAUCCUAACCUCACAUAUGUUUGUGAUCCUGUACUUGGGGACAACAAUAAGCUGUAUGUUCCUGAGGAUUUGGUCGACAUAUAUCGCGACGAAGUCAUCCAGCAUGCAGACUACCUGUUUCCAAAUCAAACAGAGGCAGAACUCUUAACAGGAAUCAAGAUAAAUACAGAAGCGGACGCUAUAAUGGCGAUUGAUAAAUUACAUGAGAAGGGCAUUGCCAAUGUGAUAAUAACAAGCUGUAUGGUGGAUGACUGCAACGAUGAGAUUGUGGUCAUUGGCGGAGCCAAGGGACAGCGUAAAUUCCGCCUUUCCGUACCAAGGAUCGACGGAUACUUCACUGGCACUGGCGAUAUAUUCAGUGCACUGCUGCUUGGAUGGAGCACACGCGAGCCUAAUAACCUUGCAUUGGCAUGUGAACGUUCUGUCAGCACCCUCUACAACAUCAUCAAAAAGACACAUGAGACCAAGCAACAGAUACCAACAUCCAAACAAGGCGAGUACUACGAGAUUCGACUUGUUCAAUCGCGUCAUUUCAUUGGAAGUACUGAUGUACUCUUCAAAUCACACAACAUAUAA